UGUGCUCCAUCGUUCGAUGAUAAGAUCCUGGAAGUUGUGGCCGUGUUUGGGAGCAUGCAGAUGGCAGUUUCCCGAGUCAUCAAACUGCAACACCACCGCAUCGCACAGUGUCGAACCGUGAAGAUUACUAUCCUGGGCGAUGAAGGUGUUCCCAUCCAGGUGGACGGAGAGGCCUGGAUCCAGCCGCCCGGCGUCAUCAAGAUCCAACACAAGAACCGGGCUCAGAUGCUCACCAGAGACCGGGCGUUUGAGAACACGCUGAAGUCGUGGGAGGACAAGCUGAAGUACGACAAGCCUCCUCUGCGGCCUCACCUGUACCCGCAGCAGUCUGUGGAUCUGGCGACAGAGGAGGAGGCCGCUCUGGUGCAGAUGUGCGCACGAGCUGCAGAGGAGCUCAUUACGAGGAUCUGUGAGGCUGCGAAGACCAACGGGCUUUUAGAGCAGGAGCUGGCUCACGCUGUUAACGCUGCAUCACACGCUAUCAACAAGACUCACCCCAAGUUUCCAGAGAGUCUGGCGAGGAACACGGCUAUAGAGGUGGCCAGCACCGUCAAAGCUCUGUACAACGAGACCGAGUCUCUUCUGCUGGGCAGAGUCUCUCUGCAACUGGACCCACCAGAGGAGGAGCAGCUGUCCGGUGCUCUGCAGAGCGCGGAGCUGGAAAUGGCCAAACUGGGAGAGAUCCCGUGGCUCUACCACAUUCUGCAGCCUAACGACGAGGAGGUUGACUGUGCUUAUGUACCAGGACCACUCUCUGGGUUACGGCAAGAGGAACAGUCGCAGCAGCAUGUUUCGCAUAGUCCCCAAGUUCAAGAAGGAGAAGGCCGCCAAGAAGACGAGUCCACAGUCAGUGGAAAGAUGGGGCCCAGAGGAGGUGGGCGUCUGGCUGGAGCAGCUGAGUCUGGGGGAGUACAGAGACACCUUCAUCCGCCACGACAUCAGAGGCUCGGAGCUGCUGCACCUGGAGAGGAGGGACCUGAAGGAUCUGGGGAUAUCGAAAGUGGGUCAUAUGAAGAGAAUUCUCCAGGGAACUAAAGACCUGGCCAAGGCCUCCAUGGUUGACCUCUAACCCAGGAGCUGUAGCGACUGGUGGGGGAACAAGAAACAAACUUUCCCCUCAUGUCAGUGGAAGAGUUUGGAAGUGUCGUGAAGGAGAAGAGAGCUGGAGUGUUUCUCUCUGCCGAGGCUGAACCUUUGUGACGUCGUGAACAAGAUACUUACGCAUGUUUGUUUGUGCUCCGGUGCCAAUGGAGGAAGUUGAUGGAAGUUGUAAAACGACGUGGAUCUUAACAAACAAGCUAAAAAAAAAAGAAAAAAAAGAAGCCAUUUCUGAGUUAAUAACCAUUUCUAGCACACAACCAGGUAUGCAACUAACCAUUACUGUUCACAGGAGACUCGUCGGCCGAGUUCCUAUAACUAACUAGUAGCAAAACCAGGACUUCCAUGAGUGUGGGGUUUAGUUUGAGUUCAGUUCAGAGUGCGUGUGACGACGUUUGCUGGAUCUCACGUCACACGGCUGCAGGCGCACUGACGCAGACACAGGGAGGAUAAACCUGUAACACGAGUGUGGGUGGAAAUCUGGAAGGUUUCUGAAAACAGCGGGAUACUGUCGCAUGCUAUGCUUGCUCAACCUUAGAUAUGUUUAACUGCAUGAUUAGUGUCUCGGUUUUUUUCGUGUGCUAAAUAACACUUGAACAAGUUUUACAUGACUUAAGUAUUACGAUGCCAUUUGUUACUACUGAAAGCAUCUUUUUGGUCUAAAUCAAACCUUUUUUCUAGCUUUAAUUUAUUUUGUUUGCAUGAUAAUGACGUGUCAAUGAUUUGUGUCACGUGCCAUAUUUUCAGUCAUUUCGUGUGAGCUGUGCUUUAUUGGUAGACAUAAGAGUUUUUAUUUUUUAUUUUAGAAAAGCUGUUGUUGAGGUUUGAAUAUAUGGAUUUAAUAUCUGUAAGUGGAUGUGAACAUCAGUACCAAAGUGAAUGUCUUUGAAAACAUCAUCGUCUGAUGACUUUGUUCAGAUCACAACUCUUUUAUUUAAUAGACGAGCAGAUCUUAGGUCUUAAUUCCAGUUAAAGUUUAGCGUUAGUCAGGAAGAAAGUAAAACUGUUGGUGUGAAUCCAGCCACAGACAGUGGGGAUGGGUUUUUUUUUUAGGAAUACUUAAAAGGCACUUUUUACUUCUUGCUUUAUGCAAGUGCAAAUCCUCAUAUCAUAGAAUUAACACUUCACCUCAACUUUUUUACUUUUGGCAAUGUAACACAGUAUUUAACACUAAUGAGAAUGGAGUUAAAUAUAUGUUUUGAAUAUAUGUAUACAGUAAUACAACAGCUGAUCUGCAGCAGCCUGCAUAGCAACUAGUUCAACUACUUUUACUUCAACUAAUUUAAAGUAAGUUUCUUCUAAGACUGGUGGCAUUACAGGGUAUAUUUCCAUGUGUCCCCAUAUAUAUAUAUAUAUAUAUACACUGUAUAUAUAUAUACACACUGUAUAUACAGUAUACCAGUGUAUGCAAACAAUGUUUGUAAGUGUUGUAGUCUAAUGGAUUUGUAUAUUAUUGCUGACAUGGCAUGCAUUGUCCACAGCUUACACAUUUGAUUGUGUAUAUUACACCAUGACGAGUGUGUAUAGUUGAUUUUGAUCUCUUGUACAUGAUGAUGCUGUUGUAUUUUAAUGAUGGUGCAAUAUUUGAUCUCUUGUUUUGAUACUGUCUCUGCAGCUUUCUGACAUGAUGGAGAGAAAAAAAAAAAAAAAACCUUGAAAGAGUUUUUUGUACACGUUCUCCUCCUCGAGGUCCGAGGAUUAGAUUUUAAAAAGUUAGACCCAUAGACAGAUGUUUUCUUACGGACUCCACAUUUCUUCCAGCUGUUCACUAGUUUGUAGUUUUGCUCCUCUGUGCUUCCAGGAUGAUACACUACAUAGGGACUGUGUCAGUGAAUGAGUCGAGUGGGCAGACUUGACUGUUUUGUUCAUUUCUAAUAUGUAUAACAAUGUGUUAGCGUGUUUGGGUGUGUGUUCUACAACAGUGGCAUAUUUGACCUCGUCAGAAAUGAUGUACCAUCGUUAACCUCCACUUUUGGAGAAGCAUUUCUUGCUCGUACGUCGGUUUUUUAUUCUUUAUGUUUCCCUCAUGUUGAAAAUGUAUUUUCUAGAUAAAUAUCGAGCGUUAAAGCCAACAAGACGCACAAGUUUUCACCCCCUCAAUUAGCUCAAAUAACAGAAUGUGAGAGAAUCAGUUCGUGAGAAGUCGUGUGCUGUCCCUAACACCCCAGUAGAGGGCAGUCCAUCCUAUCUCACGUGGGUUACAUUGUCAAACAGGCUGAUUUUACACUGACAAUCAGUUCAAACCUUUAUAUUCAGCAGAAUCUUGCACAUUAACGUGCAGGAAACAUUCAGCCUAUAAAUCUAAUUCCAGUUGUUGAUGAUGUUUUUUCAUGUAUGCACUAAUACUCAUUCUGCAACUCAUAGCCAAAGAUAUAGUAGGUGUUAGUAACUAUAAACCACUAAUUCAAAAAGAGAUGUUCUCAUUUCCCCAGACAGAACAGAACUAUGCCUUUAAUUUAAUUAGCAGAUUUACAUUCAUUGUAAUGACAGUCGGCCUUUUGUGAGCCAGAAACUCUGCGUAAAGGUUUUACCUGAGUUGAAGCCUUUCUGUUCUUAUAUGUGCUUUACUGGAGCAGUGUGGUAGAACUGCUGUAUGCUGCCUUGUUCCUGCAGUGCAUCAUGGUCAUGUGUCUGUCUACGUUUGUUCAAAGUGUCUGCCGGCCGGGUUCAGUAGAUUCUCAAGUGUUUUUUUGGCCCCAGACUCCAGGCAGGAUCGUGCUUGACCCUCCCAUGCAGAGCGGAGAGUGAAAGCCCCUCGCUGUGUUUUCCAGUGGUCUGUAAAUAAUGCUGCAAACUGCCUGGUUUUAAAAACCUAUAUCCAUGCAAGGAUCUCUAAAAGACAGAUUAACACAUAGUCUUUGACUCGGCUCCUAAAGUGAUGGGAGAAAAGUGAAUUUCAUUUGUUUACAUUAUGUUUACAAUGGCACAGUUUUAAUUUGUAAGAAUAUAUGUAGGUAUAAACAACAUUUGCAUAUUUAUUGCCUAAGGUUAAAUGAUAUGACGUGUAUUGUGUUUUCACAUUUGGAAUAUAAUGUUACAGUUGUCACCUGUAUUACUAUCUGGAUGAUUUUGGUAAAGUAGUUGAUCAUUUCUAUGACUACUAAGUGACUGUUUUCUGUGCCUUUUUAUGGUUAGAAUGCAUGGUUAACUAUUUAUUACGAUUUGGAGUCACCGAGAUGUGUAUUUUUGUAUUCCGAAUAAAUAAAUGGUUCAGCUUUUGUUGUACAUUUUUAAGGUGCCUUAAAACAGGCUACCUAUUCAUAUCUCUCUUCUUCAAUAAAACCAAAUACAUAUGCAGUGUG
Paralichthys olivaceus (Japanese flounder) is the source of this 4400-nucleotide messenger RNA. Lineage: Eukaryota; Metazoa; Chordata; Actinopteri; Pleuronectiformes; Paralichthyidae. The record is from RefSeq and is a predicted model, not a curated record.